Messenger RNA from Talaromyces proteolyticus, 1626 nucleotides. RefSeq lists its product as uncharacterized. NCBI's taxonomy places the organism in Eukaryota, Fungi, Ascomycota, Eurotiomycetes, Eurotiales, Trichocomaceae. Gene Ontology annotation, molecular function: zinc ion binding; DNA-binding transcription factor activity, RNA polymerase II-specific. The transcript is spliced from 4 exons. Gene Ontology annotation, biological process: regulation of DNA-templated transcription. The coding region runs from base 1 to 1626 and encodes 541 amino acids. The record is from RefSeq and is a predicted model, not a curated record.
AUGGGCAAAGUAGCAUGGCGAUCCAACACAUGCGUCACUUGUCGAAAGCGUAAAGUCAAAUCGCUAAUCCGGUUAAAGUGCGAUCAAGAACAUCCUGUAUGUAAAAAAUGCAAGGACUCCGGCUUGAAAUGCGAGGGAUACUAUGGUCAAGGUACCCGAGCCUACUUGCUACCGACUUCAUCUUCGACCGAAGUGCCAACUGAAGAUCCCCAUACUCAAACUCAGCCGAGAAAUAGGACAAGGAUACCCCGUGCUAGCACCUCUCCCAGCCUGAGUAUUCAGCGUCCGACAGAGAACAAAACAUAUGGGAUAGUAAACCUGUUCCUGGACAAUUAUAUACCCUCGAAUAGUCUUGAACGGAGUUGCGGGGAUCAGCAUACGAUAGCAACCUGGUAUAUUAACUUUCCGUCCUAUAUCGGCCUACAUCCUCUCCUGGACGAUGCCAUAUCAGCUCAUUGUUUGUUAUUCCUUGGUCGGAUAUAUGAGGAUCAGGAAUACUUCAAUGAACGAAGCUGGGAACUGGCUUAUAAUUUGUAUCAUCAAAAUGGGCCAAUCUGUUUACCAAGAGACAGAGAUACAGUAAUCGCAAUCCAUAUGGUUAUGGCUUCGUACGAGUUUUAUGAUUCCUCAAAAGAAUCCUCAACGGGCUUAGAGAGCAUGAUGGUGCAGGUUGAGUUUGGGGGAGAUGUACUUAGGAGAUUUCCUCCAACCACCAGCCACCCCAUCAACCGCCAGGUUUAUCUGCGAGUACGCUGUUAUAGUUUAUAUGUAGCCUGUCUCAGACGAAAGCCAAGUUUUCUCAACGACAAAAGGUGGAAAGAAGGCUGGCAGACAGGCGACAUUAUCGACGAGAUCUUUGAUAUAGCAUUUGAAAUCCCGACCAUUCUCGAAAUCUGCGGCCAAGUGGCUUCGGCUCUUAACAAAGCGUCGGCAGAGACACAAGGUGCAUUCCGGGGAGAUGCAUUCAGAUUACUUCGUACAUUAAUAGCGGAGCUAGUGAACCUUUUUAAUAAUACUCAUACGAGUCUGACAAACUGGUAUGCGAGACUACAGAAUAGCGAGCAUAGACCACUUUUUAGUGUAGAUGAUAUGCCGGCAAGUCGUACGGCGAGAAACCCAUUUUCUGGAAACCUGCUUUUCUCUUCUGCAAAGAUUUUCGAGGCUCAUCUCCAUUACUGGUUCUCGGGUCUAACCUUGUAUACUAUCAUGGCGCGGUUGAUCUACAGGAUAUCGAUUUUCACAUCUUCCUCCGCCACAAUAUACACGAGGGUAAAUUACUUGGAUGACAAGGAUUAUUAUAAUGCAGAAACGAAAAUCCACGAGCUCCUUUCACUCGAGCCCUUCGUCAAUGAGGUCGCUGCAAGUCUCGCCCAAAGAGCUUGCCAGGCGGUCACAUUCUGUUUGAGCCCUGAUCAGGGGAGCGUUGGGCGGCAUCUCAUGGUUCCUGUGCUGUGGAUGGUGCAGGAUUACUCUAACUUUCGCGGUCAGGAAGACUUGAAUGACUGGUGCGUGCAGAUGUUUGGGGAGCUGGCUAUGAAAGGAUGCGGGAUUGCGUCAUCGGCUAGGUCUGUUAGUUAUCGGGAUUUUGUUCAGAUGACUGAGAAGGAGGCAGGUUUGGGUUUUUGA